Molecule: messenger RNA, 610 nt
Organism: Ceraceosorus guamensis
Lineage: Eukaryota; Fungi; Basidiomycota; Exobasidiomycetes; Ceraceosorales; Ceraceosoraceae
Exons: 2
Coding region: 162-389 (75 amino acids)
Source: RefSeq, a predicted model, not a curated record
UAGCUUGCUCCGUCCUUCCAAUCCCACCAAGCCACGACCAGAGCAAACGGUCACUGCUUUGCAACGAACAAUUUGUAGGGGUGGCAGCGGCACAUCUUGCUGCGACUUCAUCGAGUAAUCUCAGAUCAUUUUAGCAUAUAGGAAACGAGUGGUCAGUCAACAUGUGGCUGCUGUGCCCGACGCGGCUGGCACGUGUGGUGCCGAGCCAUCCACUCAACGUGCGAUCAUUCGAUUCAAACUUUGCUUCGUGGUCGAGCGCCACGGAAGACUUGAGAGUCACGCGAUCGCUGAUCCAGAGAGAGUUUGAAAGAAGCUGGCCGCGACCUCAGCUGGCCCGGACGGUGUCCACGGUUGCGAUGGCUGUGCAGUCCACGCAUCCGUCAAUUUGACGGCUGCUGGCUGAGCUCCAAGCGCAAGGUUCAGGUUUGCCGGUGAUCCAGGCUUAUAGCGGGAUGCUCGUCUCCGCUUGGCUUUGCGAACCUCUGAUUGCAUUGGAGCGCCACAAUCCAAGGGCUGAGUAGAGUGCACAUCUGCCCACAGAAGUACGUAUAGAGGUUGUAAUUUGAAAGGACCUCGCCUCGCCUCGCCGAGGUGAGAGGGAUGGUGCUGG